Messenger RNA from Mirounga angustirostris (Northern elephant seal), 3481 nucleotides. It is a transcript of the gene PTGER4, whose product is annotated as prostaglandin E receptor 4. Lineage: Eukaryota; Metazoa; Chordata; Mammalia; Carnivora; Phocidae. Gene Ontology annotation, biological process: inflammatory response; positive regulation of cytosolic calcium ion concentration; cellular response to prostaglandin E stimulus. The record is from RefSeq and is a predicted model, not a curated record. Gene Ontology annotation, cellular component: plasma membrane. Gene Ontology annotation, molecular function: prostaglandin E receptor activity. Bases 649 to 2118 code for a protein of 489 amino acids. The transcript has 3 exons.
AGUUUGUACAGAGGCUGGAAGGGCGAGAGCGGAGCUCGAAACCCGGCAGCCAAGAGGAAGAAGAUGAAAGAUCCCAGGUCAGAGCCUCAGGCCGAGCGGACCUUACACCGCCCCCGGGGCGUCGGAAGCAGCCUCAGUGGCAGCCGCCAGCCCCGAUAGCCGCCCGUGCUGCCCAGGGCUGAGGAGGAGGGCGGCCCGAAUCCGGGACUGAGGCUCCGUGCCACCUGCGCGCGCGGCCCCACACCUGCGCGCUGUCCGCCCGGGGACCGGACCUGCGGGCUCCUCAAAGUUUGGUCCCGUCUUUGAAGGUACGGAAGAAAAAAAGAAGAAGAAAGAAAGAAAAAGAAAAGAAAGAAAUCAAUCCAAGAUCAGGUUGCAUUGACCCAUCCCGCUACCCUUCUGGUUCUGCCAGGUGUUCGAAAGCUUGCCAUUCUGACCCCAGUUCCGGAAAAUUGGCAGCCGCAGAGACCCGGCUCUGAGAAGACAAAGGCUUGGCAAGCUCCACACCGAGCGGGCGAGACCGAGGGCAGGUUGGAGGCGUGUGGUGGACAUCGGAGUCUUGACCCUGGGGUCCUCCGCGGCCGCCACCGCCGCGGCUCCCACAGACCCAGCCUCGAACUCCAAGGCUGCGUACCGAGGGCCACCACCAUGUCCACUCCUGGGGUCAAUGCGUCCGCCUCCUCUACCCCUGACCGUCCGAACAGCCCGGUGACCAUCCCGGCGGUGAUGUUCAUCUUCGGGGUAGUGGGCAACCUGGUGGCCAUCGUGGUGCUGUGCAAGUCGCGCAAGGAGCAGAAGGAGACGACCUUCUAUACGUUGGUGUGCGGGCUGGCCGUCACCGACCUGCUGGGCACGUUGCUGGUGAGCCCGGUGACCAUCGCCACGUACAUGAAGGGCCAGUGGCCCGGAGGCGAAGCACUCUGCGAGUACAGCACCUUCAUCCUGCUCUUCUUCAGCCUGUCCGGCCUCAGCAUCAUCUGUGCCAUGAGUAUCGAGCGCUACCUGGCCAUCAACCACGCCUACUUCUACAGCCACUACGUGGACAAGCGGCUGGCCGGCCUCACGCUCGUCGCGGUCUAUGCGUCCAACGUGCUCUUCUGCGCGCUGCCCAACAUGGGCCUGGGCAGCUCGCGGCUGCAGUACCCGGACACCUGGUGCUUCAUUGACUGGACCACCAACGUGACGGCGCACGCCGCCUUCUCCUACAUGUACGCGGGCUUCAGCUCCUUCCUCAUUCUCGCCACCGUGCUCUGCAACGUGCUGGUGUGCGGUGCGCUGCUCCGCAUGCACCGCCAGUUCAUGCGCCGCACCUCGCUGGGCACCGAGCAGCACCACGCGGCGGGCCCCGUCGCGGUGCCCUGGGCCCACUGCCGGAGCAACCCGACCGCCGCCUCCCCCGCCCUGCCGCGCCUCAGCGACUUUCGCCGCCGCCGGAGUUUCCGCGGAAUAGCGGGCGCCGAGAUCCAGAUGGUCAUCUUACUCAUCGCCACCUCCCUGGUGGUGCUCAUCUGCUCCAUCCCGCUCGUGGUACGGGUGUUCAUCAACCAGUUAUAUCAGCCACGUUUGGUGCAAGAAAUCAGCAAAAACCCAGACUUGCAGGCCAUCCGAAUUGCUGCUGUGAACCCCAUCCUGGACCCCUGGAUCUAUAUCCUUCUGCGGAAGACCGUGCUCAGCAAAGCAAUAGAGAAGAUCAAGUGCCUCUUCUGCCGCAUCGGCGGGUCCCGCAGGGACCGUUCGGGACAGCACUGCUCAGACGGCAGAAGGACAUCUUCCGCCAUGUCUGGCCACUCCCGCUCCUUCCUCUCCCGAGAGCUGAGGGAGAUCAGCAGCACAUCUCAGACCCUCCUCUACAUGCCGGACCUCAGUGAAAAUGGCCUUGGCGGCCGGAACCUGCUUCCGGGUGUACCUGCCACGAGCCCGGUCCAGGCAGACACCACCUCCCUGAGGACUUUGCGAAUAUCAGAAACCUCGGACUCCUCCCAGGGGCAGGACUCAGAGAGUGUGUUACUGGUGGACGAGGUUAAUGGGAGUAGCAGGUCUGGGCCUGCCCCCAAGGGGAACUCUCUGCAAGUCACAUUUCCCAGUGAAACACUGAACUUAUCAGAAAAAUGUAUAUAGUAGCUAAGGAAAGAAGUACAGCACUAUUUCUGCUAUUUCUGGAAGCAUAUAAAAUCCUGUGCAAUAGACACAUAAAUGAAGUGUUUUCGCUGUGCGCAGAAGGGCUGUUUUGUCCUUCAACUCACAUUAAAGAACAUCUGGGCUCUUCAGCACUUUGCAAACAAUCCAGUUCAUUCAUAGGGGACCCAGGGUCUGAAGCACAUUGGUUUUCACUUCACUAUGACACAGGAUUUCUGUCACCACUUGAUGGCUGGGAAGACCUACCCUCAGUUUUUCUACUUGAUAGGAGGAUGGCAUAAGUUUUGCUAUUUUCGUAACAUCCAGAGCUUUAUAUCUGGCAUACAGCAGAAGGCCAGGUACGGAAGGGCUCUAUUCCAAUAAACUAUGAGGACUAUCUUGUGAUUUAAGUGUCUCACUAAAGCAUGAAAUGUGAAUUUUAUCGUUGUAAAUAUGACUUAAGGUAUUUAAAGUAUUUUCUUCUCUGUGAGAAGGUUUGUUGUUAAUACAAGGUAUAAUAAAAUUAUAGUAACCCCCUUCUUCCCAGUAUAACCAGCUGAAGUUGCAGAUGUUAGAUUUUUUUCAUAAACAAGUUUAGGCCAAGGUGUGGAAAAUACAGUGAGACUCAUAGCUAUAAAAAAAAUAUAUAAAUUUUUAAAAGAAAUAGUUUAAUAUUAUAAAAGGAAUAAAGCAAAAUACUAUUUUAAGACAUGAACAUUAUAGUCCAAAAUAUUAAAGUUCUUUCAAAGCUAUGUGUAAUACAUAGUGAAAAAUUUUUAGUGAUGCUACAUGUAUUUAUCCAGAAAACUGUGAUUUCGGGAGAAGCUAACCUGCUGGUUAAAAUAUUUUUUCUACUUUUGUCCCCACUGAUACUUUUAAAAAUGUAACAAAUUUGUAAAAGUCCGAAUAAAUAACCCAUAAUUGAAGUGUAUAAUAUAAAAGGAGUCUAAGCAACUUGUUUGUUGUUUUCCCUCUUCAAGUGUUCAUAGUUUUACUUUCCUAAGGAAUGAUCUAGAGUAUCCUUUAAAAUUUAAGAGGAAGGCAGGUUGCACCAUGAAGGCCUUCGAGAUGUGGAAGUAUCACAGAUGCCGUAAGAGUUUAACAACAUAAGGAGUGCAGAACUUGGACACGUGAGGGUAACCUUCUUGCGCUUUUGUGUAACACCCAGUGAUGCUGUACACAUUUGAAGGACCUUUCUCAAGGAAAUACUAAGCAUGUUUUGUUGCUUAAAAUGUUUUUGUGAAUUGCUUGGUUGUAAUUAAAUUCUGAGCCUGGUAGUGAUACAGUUUUAAGAAGCAGUUGUACCAACUGAAAUUAUUUUGGAGAUUAUAAUAAAUAAAUACACUCAGUCUGAGUUCCCGUAUCA